UGUUUAUUCGUUAUUACUCGCCUUCAUACCAAUAAUUCUAUUGGAAAUUAGUUUAUAGGUAUUGAUCUUGGCGUGUACUCAAGGUGGUGGUCAUCAAGGAGUGAUAGAGGCGAAAUUUUGGGCAGAGAAGUAACAGGACAGCUGCAGUUGAAAUGACACGUUCGACUGCCAAGGCCACGGUAAUGAUGUCCAUUGGUCUGAUACAGGUCAUCUUGGUCUUAUGUUUCAUAAAACCAUGCGAGAGUGACGUUUGCAGCCAAAAAAUUUGUCAAUGUACCAAGUUCGGUAGAAGUCGGGUAAAAGUAAAAUGUCAAGUUCACGGAAACGUUCCGACUGGAAUCCCAAGCAAUACAGUGGAACUGGAUCUUUCAAGUAGUUCCUUGAGCUCGAUUACAGAAGACGUCUUUAGGAACCUGACUGUUUUAGAGAAAUUGGACUUGUCAAAUAAUUUACUGCGACAAAUUCCUCUAAACACUUUCCGAAAUAUGAAGGAACUGGAGAUAAUGUAA
Messenger RNA from Pocillopora damicornis (cauliflower coral), 509 nucleotides. RefSeq lists its product as uncharacterized. Lineage: Eukaryota; Metazoa; Cnidaria; Anthozoa; Scleractinia; Pocilloporidae. Gene Ontology annotation, cellular component: extracellular matrix. The record is from RefSeq and is a predicted model, not a curated record. Gene Ontology annotation, molecular function: protein binding.